Molecule: messenger RNA, 605 nt
Organism: Opisthocomus hoazin
Lineage: Eukaryota; Metazoa; Chordata; Aves; Opisthocomiformes; Opisthocomidae
Source: RefSeq, a predicted model, not a curated record
GGGAGGUGGAGAGCGGGAAGAGGCUGUGUGUGGUGCCCGGGGGGAAGAAGGGCACCGAGGAGCGGCACAUGGGGCACGCGUCCCACGUCCUCUGCAUGGCCAUCUCGUCAGACGGCAAGUACCUGGCUACGGGAGACAGGAACAAGCUGAUCAUGACCUGGGACGCAGCCACGUGCAAGCGCCUGCACAUCUUCACCGGGCACCGCGACGCCGUCUCGGCCCUGUCCUUCCGGAAGGGCACGCACCAGCUGUACAGUGCGUCUCACGACCGCUGCGUCAAGGUCUGGAACGUGGCGGAGAACGCAUACGUGGAGACCCUGUACGGGCACCAGGACGUCAUCACGGGGCUGGACAGCCUGAGCCGGGAGUGCUGUGUGACGGCGGGGGGACGGGAUGGCACCGUGCGGCUCUGGAAGAUCCCCGAGGAGUCACAGCUGGUGUUUUGUGGGCACAGGGGCUCCAUCGACUGUAUCCAGCUCAUCAACGAGGAGCACAUGGUGUCGGGUGCCGAUGAUGGCUCCGUAGCCCUGUGGGGGCUGACCAAGAAGAAGCCCUCUGCCCUCUGCGAGGGUCUGCCCCCUUCCCUCAGCUUUGGUCGGACCUGA